AUGGCGCCGACUGCAUUCAAAGAACAUGCCCCGGCGACGAAGCACGAGUUCGCCUCGACGCAGGGCGAGCCCGUCAUCGUACGGUUCGCGAAGGGUGAUCCGGAGGAUCCAGCGGAAGGAUGGAGUCGGUGGAAGCGUUACCGCGCCCUCGGUCUCGCAAUGCUCGUCACCUACCUCUCCGCUUACAACGCCUCAGCAAAUGGCGCAGCAAGCGCCGGCUUCCGCAAAGAGCAUCCCUCGGUUUCGGCAUCCGUCUUCCAGGCAUCAUCCUUCACCUACCUCGCCAUGCUCGGUAUCGGUCCACUCGUUCUCGCACCCGUCAGCGAAGCGACCGGCCGUCGGCCGCAGAUCGUAAUCUGCACCUUCGUGAUUGCGGUCCUUUUCCUCGGCCAAGCUCUCUCUCCGAACGUCUACUCGCUCAUUUUCUGUCGAUGGGUUCAAGGAACGGCUGCUUGCAUCGAAGGAGCGACCGCGGCAGGCGUCGUCGCCGACUUGUGGCCGAAGCGAACUCGCGGACCGGCCAUGGGCCUGUUCGUUCUCACCGUCUUCACCGCCAACGCGACAGGCCCACUGUGCUCCAACUGGAUUGCGCAAACUGUCGGAUGGCGCUGGGUGUACUGGGUCCAGCUCAUCUCAAACAGCAUCUGUUUUGUCUUGUGCCUCUUUCUCUUCCCCGAGCCACGCGCCGAUGUCAUCCUCGGAAAGCGAUGCAAGAAGCUGCAGGCGGAGUCGGGCCGCCCGCACUUCGUCGAAGGACUCGAAGGAACGGAGAGCAUGCUCGAUGCCGUCAAGCUUUCACUCACCCGACCAUUGCUCUACCUCUUCACUGAGCGCGCGUUGCCCCUUCUCUCUCUGACUCAAGUUGGCAGUCAUGCCAUCGUUGCAUCUCUCGCGCUCUGGGUCGGCUUCGCAUGGGGUGUCGUCUUCCUGCUGGUCGGCAGCAUCGCUCACGUCUUCGAAAGAACCUACGGGUUCUCGCAAGGCCAAGGCGGCACAGUCCUCAUCUGCGGCUUCAACGGCGCCUUCAUCUCGUACAUCCUCCACCUCACCGUCCAAGAACCGCUCUACCGCAAGGCGCUGGCGAAGGGAAACGGAAAGGCCAAGCCAGAAGUUCGGCUUUACUCCGCUGCCAUCGGCGGGAUCCUCUUCUCCGCCGGCUCCUACACGAUCUACCUCGGCACCUACCUCGUCCUCGGCGACAUCUACGACCGGUACUCGUCUUCUGCGCAGGCUGCCCAGUCGCUCCUUCGCAACAUCCUCGGCGCCACCUUCCCCUUCUUCGGCGUCGCCAUGUACGACCGCUUGACCUUUCCUUGGGCGUCGACCCUCGUCGGCUUCAUCGCUGGCGCUUUCGCCAUCGUGCCCUGGGUCCUCAUCUUCUACGGCGAACGCCUGCGGGCGCGCUCAAAGGUGGCGAUUUCGAUGGAGCAGCAGGAAGGGGACGUUCUCGGCGAGGACCCAGCUCCAGCGCACCUCAUCGAAGUCGAGAUGCCGUGA
Rhodotorula toruloides NP11 is the source of this 1497-nucleotide messenger RNA. RefSeq names its product MSF transporter. The transcript is spliced from 7 exons. Gene Ontology annotation, biological process: transmembrane transport. Lineage: Eukaryota; Fungi; Basidiomycota; Microbotryomycetes; Sporidiobolales; Sporidiobolaceae. Gene Ontology annotation, molecular function: transmembrane transporter activity. Bases 1 to 1497 code for a protein of 498 amino acids. The record is from RefSeq and is a predicted model, not a curated record.